AUGAGCAGCAACGAUUUCCGUAAAUACGGUAAAGAAAUGGUGGACUAUAUUGUGGAUUACGUGCAAAAUAUUCACAAAAAACGUGUGGUACCGGCAAUAGAACCAGGAUAUCUACGUGAUUUGCUACCCGACACAGCGCCAUAUCACGCAGAAUCAUAUGAAGCGGUUAUCAGUGAUUUUGAAAAAUACAUCAUGCCCGGGGUAACAUUUUUUGGGUUCUUGGAAAACCCCUAG
Molecule: messenger RNA, 234 nt
Organism: Gongylonema pulchrum
Lineage: Eukaryota; Metazoa; Nematoda; Chromadorea; Rhabditida; Gongylonematidae
Source: the annotation of a GenBank genome assembly